Messenger RNA from Trypanosoma cruzi, 1023 nucleotides. RefSeq names its product short-chain dehydrogenase, putative. Bases 1 to 1023 code for a protein of 340 amino acids. Gene Ontology annotation, molecular function: oxidoreductase activity, acting on the CH-OH group of donors, NAD or NADP as acceptor. The transcript has a single exon. Lineage: Eukaryota; Euglenozoa; Kinetoplastea; Trypanosomatida; Trypanosomatidae. The record is from RefSeq and is a predicted model, not a curated record.
AUGAUUUUUUUUCUCUUCGUGUGCAUCACGGGGUGGUUCUUCUGGUCCAUUUAUGGCUGCUUUGCGUACCGCUGCAGGUCGGUUGCGGGGAAAACGGUUCUGAUCGUUGGUGGCGCCUCGCUGGUGGGUGGAUGUCUCGUCAGGCGGUUUAUGCAGCUCAAUGCCAAUGUGAUUGUGUGGGAUAGCCAGAAGAAGAAAUUGGAUCAGCUUCUGCGGGAGUUCGGUUGCACCAACGAGAAGGAAGAGCAGGCGGAGACGCGGGAAUGCUCUCCUAGCGGCGACACACCGAAGAAGUUAAAGGGGGGAGAGAUGGGCGCCGGGACGCAGCUCACGGCAAACUUGGUUGAUUUGACAAACCGCGUUCAAUUGCAACGUGUAGCAAAGCUACUGGGGCCUGUUCACGUUGUUGUGAAUGUCGCAGAUGCGUGUGUCUCGAGACAUUUUUUUGAACGAAACGAUGAAUCUAGUGAAAGGAUCCUGUUGGGCAAUGUACUCUGCUCGAUUGUUCUUGCUAGGGCAUUAUUGCCUGGCAUGCUGCGGCAGAAGGAUGGUCACUUUGUCACCAUAACCAAUGCAGCAGGGGUGGUGGGAGUCGCAAGGCAUCCUGACUAUGCCGCCUCGCACUGGGCCUCCGUUGGGGCACACGAAAGUCUACAAAUGAUGAUUAGGGAGAUGGGGGGAAGUGGAAAGGUGCGCACAACGCUGUUUUGCCUCUGUAGUGAUUUGCGAGUAGCCCCGGCCGCAUCGUGCGUGUCAACUAGCGAUGACAACAAGGUGGUUGAUGAUAAAAUGGACCCAAAGUCUCCCACAGGAAGUCUACUUGUCGUAUCGCCCUUCUGUAAACGCCCUGUCACUCCCGAAGACGUGGCGGAGCGCUGCAUUUGGGCCGUACGUCAUGGCGUGGAGAGAGUGUACAUGCCACGUAUUUUUGUCUUAUUUCCGCUACUUCGCGUAUUGCCUGUGCCGUGGCUUAUGUCGAUGAUUUCUCCGCGUGCGUUGUGGAAGCCUUCACCCAAGAGUUGA